Messenger RNA from Trichoderma gamsii, 975 nucleotides. RefSeq names its product replication factor A2. The coding region runs from base 1 to 975 and encodes 324 amino acids. Gene Ontology annotation, cellular component: site of double-strand break; chromosome, telomeric region; DNA replication factor A complex. Lineage: Eukaryota; Fungi; Ascomycota; Sordariomycetes; Hypocreales; Hypocreaceae. The record is from RefSeq and is a predicted model, not a curated record. The transcript is spliced from 3 exons. Gene Ontology annotation, molecular function: nucleic acid binding. Gene Ontology annotation, biological process: DNA replication; double-strand break repair via homologous recombination; nucleotide-excision repair.
AUGCUCCGUGGUUUGACUGGCAGCGUUCCCGGCCACCCAGUUCGAGUCAGGCAGGCUAUUAUGCGAACCCCGGCUGGAAUUCUUGCCGAGGCUGAAGAUGCGGAGCGCUUAUUGGCCGGCGCUGUUGGAGAUGCCGUGCGGGAAUCUCGUGACGCUGCCUACGACGGAUACUCCAAAACUAGCUACGGCGCCCAAGGCGGCGAUGAUUCUGGCGGCUUCUUCGCUGGAGGGGGUUCACAGCAAGGCAGCCAAGGUGGUGGCGGCAAGUCAUACCAGGAUGAAUCAUUACGACCCUUGACAAUCAAGCAAAUCCUCGACGCAGAGGAGCCGUACUCUGGUGCAGAAUUCAAAGUGGACGGCACUCCCAUCACACAAAUCACAUUCGUCGGCCAAGUCCGCAGCAUAAACCCACAGCAGACCAACCUGACAAUCCGGGUCGACGACGGCACAGGGCAGAUUGACGUCAAGAAGUGGAUCGACGCAGACAAGCAAGGCGACGCAGAACCCGGCUUCGAGAUUGAUUCACACAUCCGCGUAUGGGGCCGCCUAAAGUCCUUUUCCAAUAAGCGACACGUUGGAGCCCACGUCAUCCGGCCAGUGACAGACUUCAACGAGGUCAACUACCACCUGCUGGAGGCAACCUACGUGCAUCUAGUAAACACCCAAGGCCCUGCCGGUGCAGGAGGAAACGCCAACGGAGAUAGCAUGUUCGUUGACGGCGGCGACGGCUUCAAUGCCGGCGCUGGUGGCGCCCAACUCCCCAGCAAGCUCUCUGGAUGCAGCGCUGCUGCUAAGAAAGUAUACAGCUACUUGAACGACACACCUGGGGGCAACGACGGAAUGCAUCUGAGCAACAUUACGGGAGGGACGGGCAUGGGAAUGCGGGAAGUCAUCACUGCGGCAGACGAGCUUUUGGGACAGGGCCUGAUAUAUACAACUGUGGAUGACGAGACAUGGGCGAUUUUAGAUUACUAG